GUUACAUAUUUGUGCGGCUAACACCGACUUGUAAAAUACGCGAAAGUUUAAAAUAAUACAAUAUAGAGAAACGAUACUUAAUAAGCCGGCGAGGCGUAUAUAGAGAGGGGUUGAGGUGUGUUGCCACAAGCAAUAUGGCGCUCGACGCCUUAGGUAACCAAGGAAACUCGGUAUGGUUCACACCACAGACUUCCCUGGGAACUACAUGGGCUACAACGACACAUGGAACUAUGGGAGAUUUGAGAACAACUUCCGCAUAGACAUAGUGAAGAUGGAAGGGGACACCCUGGAGUUCGACAUGGUUGGAAUCGACGCGGCCAUCGCAAACGCAUUCAGGCGAAUUCUCCUGGCAGAGGUACCGACCAUGGCGGUGGAGAAGGUCUAUGUCUAUAACAACACGUCUAUCAUCCAGGACGAGAUUCUGGCACAUCGGCUGGGCCUCAUCCCCAUCAGGGUGGAUCCGCGGCUGUUUGAGUAUCGAAGUGCGGCAGAGGAGGGCGAGGGCACAGAGAUAGACACCCUACAGUUUGAGCUGAACGUCAAGUGCACCAGGAACCCCAGAGCCUCCAAGGAUUGUUCCGACCCAAAUGAGCUCUACCUGAACCAUAAAGUUUACACCAGUCACAUGAAGUGGCUCCCACAGGGCAACCAGUCCGACCUGUUCCCAGAGACUGACCCCCCUCGGCCCGUCCAUGGCGACAUUCUGAUUGCGCAGCUGCGCCCCGGGCAGGAGAUCAGCGUUAUCAUGCACUGCGUGAAGGGCAUCGGGAAAGACCACGCCAAGUUCUCUCCCGUGGCCACGGCCAGUUACCGGCUGCUGCCCGAGAUCACCCUGUUGUGCCCCAUCGAGGGGGAGCUGGCGGAUCGACUGCAGCGCUGCUUCUCUCCGGGGGUCAUCGGCGUCGAUGAGGUGGACGGGAAGAGAGUGGCCAGGGUAAUAAACGCACGGACGGACACCUGCGGGCGGGAAAUCUUCCGCCAUGAUGAUCUGAAGGACCUGGUGCGAAUGGCGCGCGUGCGAGACUAUUACAUCUUCUCAGUAGAAUCCACAGGGAUCCUGCCCCCCGAUAUCCUGGUGAGUGAAGCCAUCAAGGUUCUGAUGGGCAAAUGCCGGCGGUUCUUGGACGAGCUGGACACAUCGCAGAUGGACUGAUCCAAUCUAGGGAGGGAGGGGCUACUGUCCUAUGUAUUCUGGGGCAGAACCUCCCUGAUAGGUCCAUUGGGACUGAACUUUCUGCAGAACUUUUUAUGGAUUCUGUGUUCCACCUGGUACCUGUACCCGACCCAACUGGCACCCAUAGUGGAACAGUUCUGCUGUGAGAAGCCCCCCAGGGGAAUUGGCCCCUACAGUCACAAAGAGCCUGUGGAUUCAAGAGACAGUAAUAGGGCAAUGUGGGCGGGGCUCCCCUAGGUCCUGGUACCGGUGCUGAGAAUGGGUCCGUUUGGGAUGAGCAUUGGCCCCUCUUCCCCCCAGUGACGGAGUAACUUUGCGUAUGGACUGAAGCUUCUGGAUCCAGUGACCCAAAGAACCCCCCCUCCCCCUGGCUACCCACCCAGACAGAUAAUGGGGGGGGGGGGGGGGGGUCUGUGAUUCUUCCCAAAUAGCCCUGUACGUUGGGCAGCGACUCUGUACAGCACUGAAAGGGUUAGUUUGUGUGUAAGCAGAACAUGGAAUGUACCAUUAAUAAAAAAAAUAGGGUGAUGCUGAGUAAAA
This is a messenger RNA of Xenopus tropicalis (tropical clawed frog), 1714 nucleotides long. It is a transcript of the gene polr1c, whose product is annotated as RNA polymerase I and III subunit C. Gene Ontology annotation, molecular function: protein dimerization activity; DNA binding; DNA-directed RNA polymerase activity. The transcript has 9 exons. Gene Ontology annotation, cellular component: nucleus. Lineage: Eukaryota; Metazoa; Chordata; Amphibia; Anura; Pipidae. Gene Ontology annotation, biological process: DNA-templated transcription. The coding region runs from base 173 to 1153 and encodes 326 amino acids. The record is from RefSeq and is a predicted model, not a curated record.